This is a messenger RNA of Ananas comosus (pineapple), 918 nucleotides long. Its product is annotated as pathogenesis-related protein PRB1-3-like. Gene Ontology annotation, cellular component: extracellular region. The transcript has a single exon. The record is from RefSeq and is a predicted model, not a curated record. Bases 39 to 560 code for a protein of 173 amino acids. Lineage: Eukaryota; Viridiplantae; Streptophyta; Magnoliopsida; Poales; Bromeliaceae.
AGAAGAGAAGAGAAAGAGAGAGAGACAUAUUUAUCACAAUGUCUUUUGUUUCGUACUCUUUAGCUCUACUUCUCGUCUCCGCCGCGGCGAUGCUCGCAACCGGGGUAGCGCAGAACUCGCCCCAGGACUUCCUGAAUCCGCACAACGCCGCCCGCGCCAGCGUCCGCGUCGGCCCCUUGCGCUGGGACAACAACCUGGCCGCAUACGCGCAAAACUAUGCCAAUCAUAGGAGCGGCGACUGCGCACUCAUCCACUCGGGCGGACCCUACGGCGAGAACAUCUUCUGGGGCAGCUCGGGGAGAAAAUGGUCGGCCGCCGACGCGGUGGCUUCGUGGGUGGCGGAGAAGCAAUUCUACGACUACCGCAGCAACACGUGCGCGUCCCGGAAAGUUUGCGGUCACUACACGCAGGUGGUGUGGGCUAAGUCGGUGAGCGUCGGCUGCGCCACCGUCACGUGCAACAACGGCGGUACGUUCAUCAUAUGCAGCUACAAUCCGCCGGGCAACGUCCAGGGACAACGGCCCUAUGACGAUUUAGAGAUUGCUUCAGAGAUUGCAUAAAACAUUACGAGUUCUGCUCUAGCAAAGAGCGCACUAAUAAAUUAAACUAUCAAGUUACUCAAUAUUCACCAUAGUUUCCUAGUUUAGUUUAUUAUAGUGCUCUUCGCAUGAGUUAAACUCAGUUACGGCAAUUAUCGCAGCAUCUUAAUUAUGUGUAAUAAAAGUGAGUUUGCACAAAGGACCAGUGAUUUGGAUGCAAGACUCAUUAAGUUGCUGUGAUAGAAAUAAGCUUUGGAGUCCAAAGCGUGCAUGUUUUCGUUGUCUUAGUCGUUUAGUUGUUGUCGUACUAAUUAAUAUUUCUUUCCCAAAUUAACUAUAAUGUUGUUAGCUACUCGAUCGGAGCUUACUUUCCCGAAUA